Messenger RNA from Poecilia latipinna (sailfin molly), 2137 nucleotides. RefSeq names its product fos-related antigen 2-like. The record is from RefSeq and is a predicted model, not a curated record. Lineage: Eukaryota; Metazoa; Chordata; Actinopteri; Cyprinodontiformes; Poeciliidae. The annotation marks the transcript as partial. The transcript is spliced from 3 exons. Gene Ontology annotation, biological process: regulation of transcription by RNA polymerase II. Gene Ontology annotation, molecular function: RNA polymerase II cis-regulatory region sequence-specific DNA binding; DNA-binding transcription factor activity, RNA polymerase II-specific. Gene Ontology annotation, cellular component: nucleus.
AUGCUCAGAGGAUUAAGAGGCGAAGACGAGUUUUGGCCGAACAUGGUGACUGUUUUUCAACCCGUUCAUCACUCUUUUUUUCUCUCUUCCCUUUUGUUGUUUUUUUUUUUUUCCAGAAGUACAGGGUUGACAUGCCUGGCUCCAACAGUGCCUUCAUCCCUACAAUCAAUGCAAUCACAACCAGCCAAGACCUGCAGUGGAUGGUGCAGCCGACCGUCAUCACCUCCAUGUCCAACCCGUACUCCCGCUCCCACCCGUAUGGACAUCACCUGACCAACGGGCCGAGCCUGCUGCCGCACAACACACUGGCCCGGCCCGGGGUCAUCCGCUCCACCGGCGACCUCAGACGGCGCAAGAGGGAGGAACAGCUGACCCCGGAGGAAGAGGAGAAGCGGAGGGUGAGACGGGAGAGGAACAAGCUGGCCGCAGCCAAAUGUAGAAACCGCAGGCGGGAGCUGACGGAGAUGCUGCAGGGGGAGACCGAGAAGCUGGAGGAGGAGAAGGCCGACCUGCAGAAGGAGAUCGAGAGCCUGCAGAAGGAGAAAGACAAGCUAGAGUUCAUGCUGGUCGCCCACAACCCCGUGUGCAAGCUGCCCGUCGACGAGCGCCAUCAGCAGUCCAGCCACCACCAGCAGCAGCAGCAGCAGUGCAACCCGCUGCAGCUCACCAUGCGCCCCAGCCUGAAUCCGCGUGCACAGAUGAACCAGGUGGUGGUGAAGCAGGAGCCCGAGGACAUAGAGGAGGAGGUGGGCAAGCCCCAGCGCUCCGUCAUCAAGCCCAUCUGCCUGGGAGGCGGCGGCAUCAGCGGCGGGAUGUACUGCCCGGACGGAGACAGCCUCAAUACGCCGGUGGUGGUGGCGUCCACCCCAGCAGCCACGCCAAACGCCCAAAACCUCAUAUUCACCUAUCCCAACAUGAUGGAGCCCGAGAGCCCCUCGCCCUCUUCCGAGUCCUGCUCCAAAGCCCACCGGCGCAGCAGCAGCAGCGGCGACCAAUCCUCCGACUCCCUCAACUCACCCACGCUCCUGGCGCUCUGAGUCAGCCAGGGCGGGGCGCCGAGGCCCAGCUGGGAAACAAACACUGUGGUUGAAAACAACGAGGACAGACUGCCCCUCCAUCCCGAGACCCUCUGGCUCUCGCUAAAGCACAUUGAAAAAGUCCAGACCAAGCUGACCGUGUGAGUCGGCUCCCCCUCCUGAUGGGAGGCAAGGGAGGUUGGAGAGGGGGAGACCCGUAAGGGCUACGCCGCGUUUCUUCUUCUUCUUCUUCUUCUUCUUCUUCUUCUUCUUCUUCUUCUUCUUCUUCUUCUUCUUCUUCUUCUUCUUCUUCUUCUUCUCCUCCUUCAGCCUGAACGUUUUUGUAUCCAUCAACGUGUGUGCAAUCAUCCGCCAUCCCUUCAGCAUUUCAACUGCAGAGUGUUGAUUUGUUUACUGACAUUUACGACAAAAAAAAGAAGAAAAAAACACAACCAUCCAGAGAGCGACUUGUUAAUAUAUUUUUCUGAAAACACCUAAAAAGCCAUGCGGUCGACGCUUGCACUCUGCCGAUCAAUCUGUAACAAAUCACCAAGCGAGGUCAGCAUUCUGCUGGGAUUUCUGCAGAGGCCAAGACUCUCAUUUUAUUUUAUUUUAUUUUUUCCUCUCAGACUCUUAUGACUCAAUUCAGGACAGAGUGCACACUUUCUCAUGUUAUUUCCAUCUCUCUCUGUGUAUUUAUGACCUGUGCUGGUGGAAUUUUCUUGUCCUCUCCUUUAAAUCUGCAAGGUGACCUGAGGGUGACCUCCUCAGCAUUACAGAGAAUUUGAGCCAUCCAGCUCCUCAAUAAAUAUUUUCUCUUUGUUUUGCCAUAGUGGCUUGAAUUUGCAGUAGUAUUGUGUGCUUUUUUUUUUUCUUCCUUGGUGAUUCUGUACCUGAACCCUGUUUUUUUUUUUUGUUUGUUUGUUUGUUUGUUUGUUUUUUGGACAAAGUGUAUGUGAUUUACAUUGAUGUCAGGGAUUAUCUCUCAUGUGUUUUAGUAGAACCCCCGUCGUUCGUGACGAGUGACUGUGGCAGAGGUGGUACUUUCAAAAAAGAAAAAAAAAAAAAAAGGUUUCAUUUAAUUGUUGUGAGUCGUCUUUUGCUCCGACAUUAAAAAAAAA